Lampris incognitus (smalleye Pacific opah) is the source of this 3313-nucleotide messenger RNA. Its product is annotated as protein APCDD1-like. Lineage: Eukaryota; Metazoa; Chordata; Actinopteri; Lampriformes; Lampridae. The record is from RefSeq and is a predicted model, not a curated record. Bases 577 to 2115 code for a protein of 512 amino acids. Gene Ontology annotation, cellular component: plasma membrane. Gene Ontology annotation, biological process: negative regulation of Wnt signaling pathway. The transcript is spliced from 5 exons. Gene Ontology annotation, molecular function: Wnt-protein binding.
UCUACAGGGAGGCGGGGGACGUCUGAGACGCCGCUGCACACUCGGCGCGUCUGACGCCCGGUUAAGUAGGGAGGCUGUCUCCUCUCAUGUCCACAUUGGACGACCCCGGCGAGAAAAGGAGUCACCUCUUUCACAGCGUCAUGCACUAAAGUUGUGUUGUUGUUGUUUUUUUUGGUGGGGUGCCGUUCCGUAGCCGUAUACCCUUGCUGACUUUGGGGAAGAGGCGUUUUAUUUUUAACGUGUUUUUUUGCGAUGCCAGUGACCCUUGAACUUGCGGGACUUUCAUCAUCAGGUGCGAUUGGUCGCCUCGCAUCUCGGCCCACCGGUAGAGGUGUUUGAAAACAGAUUUCCUCCCGUGUAACAAGGAGGAGGAGGAGGAGAAGGAGGAGGACGGGGGGGGGGUCUGCCACUGCGCGUGAUGUCCGAGUUCGGCGUGAAUCUUUCCGUCCACCGAACGGAUACGUAAUGCGAGGACCGGGUCUCGGCAUCGCCAAGGACGCCGCGUGAAGGAUUACGGUGAACCCCCGAAGCGCAGAAGCCAGUCAAGCCUCUUCAGCAAAUCCGCAAGUGUGCGCGAUGGAGCCAUCGGUGCCGCUACUUCUCCUUGUUGUUCUGGGCUGGGUGGAGGGCUCCUCUCUGCACUACUCUGACGGCAGGUCCAACCAUCUGACCUUGGAGAAGCCCUUCGGCCGCUCCGCCAAAGGCUCCCAGUGCCAGCACAUGCUCAAGCACCUUCACAACGGGGCCCGCAUCACCGUGCAGAUGCCGCCCAACAUCGAGGGCCACUGGGUGUCCACCAGCUGUGAGGUGAGACCAGGCCCGGAGUUCCUCACCCGCUCCUACCUCUUCUACUCCAACAACACCUUCAUGGCUCACCAGUUCUACUACGAGGACAACCACUGCACCACCCCCAUCUACACCCUGGUGGUGCGGGGCCGCCUGCGCCUCCGCCAGGCCUCCUGGAUCAUCCGCGGCGGCACCGAGGCCGACUACCAGCUGCACCGCACCCAGGUGGUGUGCCACACGGCCACCGUGGCCAAGGAGCUCAGCCAGAGGCUCAACCGCAGCUGCCGCGGGGCCGUGAAGGGCAAGGAGCCUUGGGAGCCCAACGUCGUCUACGAGCUGUGGAGCGAGGAGGGCGGGUGCGACUGCUCGCGGGAGCUCAACUUCGCCAUGCACGAGCUACAGCUGCUGAGGGUGGAGAAGCAGUACCUCCAUCACAACCUGGAUCACCUGGUGGAGGAGCUGUUCCUGGGGGACAUCCACACGGAGUUUGCCCAGAGGAUGUACUACCGGCCGUCCAGCUACCAGGCGGCCCUGCAAAGCGCCAAGAACCACGACCACGGCUGCAUCGCCUGUCGCAUCAUUUCCCGCUCCGACGAAUUCCACCCGCCCAUCCUGCCGCCGCGGGCCGACCUGACCGUGGGCCUGUACGGCCAGUGGGUCAGCCAGCGCUGCGAGGUUCGCCCCGAGGUCCUCUUCCUCACCCGCCACUUCAUCUUCCACGACAACAACCGCACCUGGGAGGGCUACUACUACCACUACUCCGACCCCAUCUGCAAACACCCCACCUUCACCAUCUACGCCCGCGGCCGCUACAGCCGGGGCCUCCACUCCACCCGCGUCAUGGGCGGGACCGAGUUUGUCUUUAAAGUGAACCACAUGAGAGUGAAGCCGGUGGACCUCGCCACCACCUCCCUCCUCAACGUCUUCAACGGGAACGAGUGCGGGGCGGAGGGCUCCUGGCAGGUCGGCGUGGAGCAGGACGUGACCCUGACCAACGGCUGUGUGGCCCUGGGCAUCCGGCUGCCCCACACCGAGUACGAGCUCUUCCGCCUGGAGCAAGACGCGCACGGCCGCUACCUGCUCUACAACGGCCAGCGUCCCAGCGACGGCUCCAGCCCCGACCGGCCGGAGAAGAGGGCCACCUCCUACCAGAUGCCGCUGGUGCAGUGCUCGGCGAGCAGCCAGCGGUCCGACCACGGCCCGGGGGACGACGCCGACGGCCCCCUGCGGCUCAGGAAUGACUGUACAGGCUGGCACAGGGGAGGCCAGAGAGCCGUUGCGUGGGUUUUCGCCCUGGCGGUCUCGCCUCUGCUUGUCUGGUGGCAUUAGCUGAGGAAAAAAACCCCAAAAAGAAGUUCUGGCUUUCUUGUACAUAGGGACAAAAUGGGAGGAGAGUGUGGACUGCAAAGAGGAAAACUGCUUGUUAAACGUGCACACUCUCAAACCUUCGUUUCUUGCUCUGUCCAAUGCCAGCAAAUGUGUGUGUGUGUGUGUGUCUGUGCGUCAGCGUUUGAGUGUGUGUGUGCGGGGGGGGGGGGGGGCAAUAUGGUGGGAAGUAGCCGCACUGACGCUUGUUUUCUGAACUCCUGCCUGGCUGCCAAAGAUCUGACACUGCUGCACCACAGCAACUGCACUUUACAGUGGAUUCGGAGUCUGACGCGUCUUCUGUUUCCGCAGGUACGCCAAGCUUUACACAGCCACACCGGCCCGAGAACACGCGCUACGCGGCGCGCUUUAGCCACCGAUACCAUGCCGUCUCUCGGUACUCUCCAGCAGACGAGAUUGUGAUACGUGGAAUGGGUUUUCCACUGUGAACCGUGACAAAGAGCUCCCUUUUCGCGUUAGGAGAAAUGCUUUGCAGGGCAUCAAGACCUGGGGUGGAUCGCAGUAUGCAGUUAUCGCAGUAGAUAUGUGUUGAAUAUAGCCUCACUGUACGCCUUCACACAGUAUAAGCAUCACCAGCAGCACUUCUGUUAACUACGUGUCAUCUAUUUCACAAAAAGAAUAUAUUACUGUGUAGUUCUACGGGGGGGGGGGGGGGACAUCCAAGAGAAGGACAAUGGCCGCUUUGCAUUGUGCAGACAGACUCAAAAAUGAACUCUCUCGUUGGCGGCUGACUGCUGGAAGUUCUCCACAGCGCAAGUAGCUAUGGCACUGUACCAGUAUUGAGUCUACGGUGGGGGAUAAACAGAAUAUCGAGCGGUCGUUGCUUGCGUUUUAUAAUUACCAAUGACGUUUGGAAACUGGGCCAAUACCAGAUAUGUUUUGGGGGGGGGGGGGCGGGCAGGCCUUUACCAGCACGGUUCACGCGUACCAGGAGUGAGCCAAACCAUGCACGAAAACAGGACAGAGAAAUAUGACAGCACAACCACAGCGGAAAAACCAACAUAAGUGACGUUGGAAUUCCUUCCAGACGUUAUAUCUCCACGGACCGUAUGGAGCAGAUUUUUUUUACUCAGUGUACCCGAUCCAGAGAUCCUCUCCAUAAACUGGACACAUGUAUAAAGAUUAAAUGUUUGACACCGUU